AGAAAGAUCAAAACGUUAGGAUGAGCUAUAGGUUAACAAGUCUGAAAGAAGGAAAGAUCACUGAAAAUUUUUACUAACGCCAACAAAAUUUGCAAAGAAUGCCUCGCCAUACUUCGUAGCUGUAUUCUUUUCGCAAAUGCCUUGAUGUUCUAUUUCAUAUCAGAGAAAUACAAUCAUGGGCAACGCUCUUACCACAGCAUCCGUAUCAGCGACCGACGUAAUAGCACCAUUAUCUCAACAAAUGCCGAAACCAGAUUCUCAUAAAAUGAAAGAGCCACCGUUGGAAUGUCCCAUGCACAAAUCAGGUCAAUUUAACACUAUAAACUACAGUAGUGAAUGCCCAAUAGAUAAAAUGGACGAAAGUGAAAUAAAUCCCUUAAAUAUGAUGCCACCGGCAAAUCAGCAACCCUCUCAAGAUCAACCAUUUCCUUUGCCAACCAGUAGGCAGGUUUCAUCGAUACCUAAAGCAACUGGAAAGGAAGGAGAAUUUUGGGUAUAUCCCUCUCAACAAAUGUUCUGGAAUGCUAUGUUGAGAAAAGGGUGGCGAUGGAAAAAUGAUGAUAUCUCCCAGAAAGAUAUGGACGACAUAAUAAAAAUUCACAAUGCCAAUAACGAACAAGCAUGGCAAGAGGUUCUUAAAUGGGAAGCCCUUCAUGCACGAGAGUGUGGUAAUCCCAAGUUGCGCAGUUUCGGAGGGAAAGCAUCAAAAUAUUCUCCACGUGCACGUAUUCGCUAUUGGAUGGGAUAUGAACUACCAUUUGAUCGACAUGAUUGGAUCAUAGAUCGUUGUGGAAAAGACGUAAGAUAUAUUAUUGACUAUUACGAUGGUGGGAAAGUUAACGAAAAGUAUACAUUUGCGUUACUCGACGUGAGACCUGCAAUGGAUUCCUGGGAAAAUAUCUGGGAUCGGAUGAAAGUAGCAUGGUGGCGUUGGAAAUAUCAACCUAAGAAUGAACCAGUAUCUACUGCCACAGUGCAUUAAUUUAGAAAUUAGUGUCAAUAAAAAAACAUGAUAGUUUGAAAAACUUUUACUGAAUUGAUAAUUAAUGCCUUAUAAUUACGCAACAUAUUGGACGCAUUCAGCGAACUUAACAGUUGAGUGAGCGUUCGCUGCUAUUGGUGUAUUUUUUUAAAGUCUCAGAUCUAAAAGGAUACAUCAAUAGCAACGAGCGCUCACUCAACUGUUGAAUCCGUUGAACAAAGCCAUUAUUUAUUGCAU
Molecule: messenger RNA, 1219 nt
Organism: Cyphomyrmex costatus
Lineage: Eukaryota; Metazoa; Arthropoda; Insecta; Hymenoptera; Formicidae
Gene: Cchl
Product: Cytochrome c heme lyase
Exons: 4
Coding region: 176-982 (268 amino acids)
Biological process (GO): cytochrome c-heme linkage
Cellular component (GO): mitochondrion
Molecular function (GO): holocytochrome-c synthase activity
Source: RefSeq, a predicted model, not a curated record